Molecule: messenger RNA, 2278 nt
Organism: Folsomia candida
Lineage: Eukaryota; Metazoa; Arthropoda; Collembola; Entomobryomorpha; Isotomidae
Product: phospholipid scramblase 1
Exons: 6
Coding region: 541-1716 (391 amino acids)
Biological process (GO): plasma membrane phospholipid scrambling
Cellular component (GO): plasma membrane
Molecular function (GO): phospholipid scramblase activity
Source: RefSeq, a predicted model, not a curated record
UGCUUUCUAAAACCCGAAUCUGAGCGAAACUCGGAGAACUUAUUCAUGUUCGGGUUUGAUCAUAGGCUAGAAAGCGGGGAUUAGGGCCGACUGGCCGACCUUGUUUGUACACAACUGAACAAAAGAAUGAGCUGUGGUUAUAAACAUAGUGUCGUCAACUAGACGAAGAACGUCCGAUAGCGCCACACGGCAAAGUGAUUACUGUGAUUAGUCCAACAAAAAGUUUAUAAAGUACCAAUUUACGUAUUGAGCUACACUACACUUCAUUCUUACCAGUGUCCAGUAUUGCACGAGGAGAGAAGAGGAGUGCAAAAAAUUCUAUCCUCCAGCAGCAUAAUAAAUAUCACUUCUAUUUAAAGUGCCCAAAGCCCAAAACUUUAUAUGCAUUUGGACAUUGCAGUUUGUUAUCUAUCUUGUUUCGCUGUACACUGCCAUAUCUCAGCAUAAGAACUUGUGAGCUGAGAUAUAUACUAAAAAAAACAUACUAGUAUAUACUGUAGCUUAUUUGGUGUUAAGAAGUAGCACAUAGCUCGUGCAAACAUGUGGCCUGGACAAGAGAACCCCCCAAUUGUUCAGCAACCUGGUUUUAAUCCCAAUUUCCCCACGGCACCAGGUCAGCCAUACCCCCCACAACAGUUUCCUAUGCAUCAAUAUCCCCCACAGCAAGGAUACCCUCCACCCGGACAGCCCAUAAUGUACCCUCCACCAGGGCAACCCAUGAUGUACCCUCAACCACAGCAGCCCGGCCCUUACAACAAUUAUCCCCCACAACAACCAGGGCAAAUGUACCCCCAACAAAUGCCAUAUGGCCCUCAGCAACCCAUGAUGGGACAGCAGCAACAACAAGGAGGUGGGAUAAUGGGGAAGGUCAUGGGCGUCCUUAAUGACGUUGUGGACGUAAACCCAAUGAAUUCCAUGCAUUCCACCGGGAAUAUGAUAACAGGAUACAAGUCCCCACCAGUCAUGCCAUUUGGUCCUGUGGAUGGCUGCCCAAUGGGACUUGAACUCCUCUUGGAAACUGAACAUUUGCUUGUUAAACAGCAAACGGAAAUUAUGGAAACAUUACUGGAACAAGUUGGAAUUCCGUUGGAAACUCCCAAUCGGUACGACAUUAUGAAUACGGCUGGAAACCGUAUUUAUUUUGCUGCGGAGACUGGCGGACUGCUCAGUAUGCAGUGUGCGGUUUCCGGUCCAACUCGAAGCUUUUCGAUCUGUGUGAAUGAUUUCUCGGGUCGUACAAUUCUUAAUAUUGAGCGAAGCUGGAGUUGCCUGUUUUGUUGCUUGAGUACCUGUAAUUGUUUUGGAACAACCGGAUCGGAAGUGAAAGUUAGUCUUGCGGAUGGCAGCUAUUUGGGAAGGAUCAUUCAAAAAUACAACUUUUGGUCUCCACUUUUGGCUGUUGAGGACGAUGCUGGAAACAGAGUUGCAGAGAUCACUGGACCAAGUUGUGGAGAUUGCUGUUGUGCUUGUUGCUGUACUGGACAAUGCGGAUGUGACGUCCAGUUUAAAGUGCGAACGUCGGAUGGUCAAGAUAUUGGAGCCAUAACGAAAAAGUGGUCAGGAUUUUUUCAAGAACAACUCACAGACUCGGACACCUUCGGGGUCAACUUUCCAAGAGAUAUGGAAGUUCGAGCAAAAGCCAUGAUGCUGGCUGCCGUGUUCUUAAUCGAUUUUAUGUUCUUCGAAUCCAACCCGCACGUCAACCGUAAUGAUUAGAAAACCAAACUCCAUAUGGUCUCCAAAUCUGGGACGAUACUGCGAUUCCAUGAAUUACUUGUUGGUCUGCAUGUGAGUGCCUGCCUAUUUAUGAAAUAAUAAUAUUUAUGCUUUGGUCCACCACACUGCUACAAAUUGUUCAAAUUGCUAAAAUUAUCUUGAGAACUUAAAGUGCAUACUGACUUGCACGCUAAAUCUUUCAAAUGUUUACUCAAAUGUGACUUAUACCAAUGUCCAAUAGUUUUACUUAUUUUGAGAAUAAUUGUUAUACAGAGAUACUGAUCUAUAGCCAAAAAAUACUCCAGAAGUAAUCAAUUUGGUUUACUCCAAACAAAGGAACUUAAGAACACACAACUCUACGCAAAACUAUAUACCAAGUAUUUAUUUUAUUUCAUGUGAAUCUCAUAGAUUAUGUAUAUGAAUUUAUGUUUAUGAAUACUGAUAAGUGCAUAACAGACGUCUAUUUGCAGUGAUACUGCUUAUAAUAAAAUAAGUAUUUCAGCAUUUUGCCAAGCUUCGAAAUUAUUAAAAUAAAAUUCAUUACGGUCCUCCUUCUCGUCAA